AUGGCUACCGCUGAGAAGAAGAAGCUUCGCCUAGCGGCCUUCAUUUACUCUGGCGCUCAAACCCAGAUAUGGCGACAUCCAGAUAUGCACGCACACGAGAGCCUCGACGUCGACUACUACAUCUCGUACGCACAACUAGCCGAGCGCGCAAAAUUUGACACUCUUUUCCUUGCCGACGGAGCAUCGUUCCCAACGGGAGACCUCGCGAAACACCUCUGGAGUGUCAGUGGUUUUGAGCCGGCUACACUAUUCUCUGCAAUCGCUGCCAGGACCGAACACAUUGGUCUGGUGUACACGGCAAGUGUCAGCGACAAUGAGCCCACUCAUGUUGCUCGUCAACUCGCUAGUCUAGACCACAUCAGUCACGGGCGUGCAGGCUGGAACGUAGUCACCACUCCCGGACCUGGCUCCGUCAACCUGGGUGUCCCGCCUGACGAGGUGAAAGACAGCUCAGCGAAGUACAAGCGGGCAAGGUCGUUCUUGAAUGCUGUUCAAACGCUCUGGGACAGCUUCGAGGAUGAUGCCUUACCAAGAAAUAGAGAGUCUGGCAUCUACGUGGAUCUGAAGAAGGUCCACUGGCCCAACAUUGACGACGGACUUUACAAAAUCAACCAACCUCUGAAGGUCGAGCGUCCAAUCCAAGGUCACCCUGUCAUUGCCCAAGCCGGAACAUCACCUGAAGGCAUAGCUUUCGGCGGUUCGACGGCUGAAUUGAUCUACUGCGCCAACUACUCCAUCGUGGAUGGGCAGAAGACAUACCGGGCUCUCAAGGACGCAGCGCGAACGGCUGGGAGAGAUCCAAACCAUCUUGUCAUUCUCACCGGCGUUGCUGUCAUAUGGGGAGAAACACAAGAAGAAGCAGAGAGCAGACUGAAAGAGGUGACUUCGUUAUGGCCGAUUGAAGUUGCGGUGAAGAACCUCGGGAUUGACUUCGGGGACGUAGACAUUGACUCCCCAUUUCCCGAGUCUUACUCUGCCACAUUCUCACAAGGCCGCUCGGCAGCAAUCGCAUCGUUUGCAAGGGCCAACAAUCUCACGAUACGCCAGACGGCUGAACGUUGCUCUAUUGGACUUGGACAUCGACCGCUUAUCGGAACGACAGAAUCCAUUGCGGAUGACUUAGAAGCAUGGCUGGAACAGGGUGCUACCGAUGGGUUCGCAGUCAUUCAACCACGCUUGAUAGAUGGUCUCAGAGAGUUUUCUGAUCAUGUCGUACCUGAGCUGGUGCGACGUGGUAUUUUCCGGGAGGAGUAUGAAGGGAAGACAUUGAGGGAGAAUUUGGGAUCCCCAAGACCCGUCAACCGUUACGUCCAAGCUCUCUGA
Messenger RNA from Colletotrichum karsti, 1323 nucleotides. RefSeq names its product xenobiotic monooxygenase subunit family. The record is from RefSeq and is a predicted model, not a curated record. The transcript has a single exon. The coding region runs from base 1 to 1323 and encodes 440 amino acids. Gene Ontology annotation, molecular function: oxidoreductase activity, acting on paired donors, with incorporation or reduction of molecular oxygen; monooxygenase activity. NCBI's taxonomy places the organism in Eukaryota, Fungi, Ascomycota, Sordariomycetes, Glomerellales, Glomerellaceae.